This is a messenger RNA of Diospyros lotus (date-plum), 1174 nucleotides long. RefSeq lists its product as uncharacterized. Bases 407 to 790 code for a protein of 127 amino acids. The transcript is spliced from 3 exons. The record is from RefSeq and is a predicted model, not a curated record. Lineage: Eukaryota; Viridiplantae; Streptophyta; Magnoliopsida; Ericales; Ebenaceae.
AGUUUUAUUUCUAUUAUUUAUCAAUUUUCAGUCCGGAUGGUGGGUGGGCUUCUCUUCGCUCUCUCCGCUCGGUCGACACGAUCGGCGAAUCCUCCUAGCUGACAGUGAAGACGACGCCCCUCUACUGCUCCUCAAUUCCUGCUGCUACUACUAGUACUGCAUCUACAGCUUCAGAAGAGAAACGAGACCCAGAGUGCACAACGGAGGGUGUACGUGCAUGGUCAGCUACAGUGGUGUGUUGGGUGUAUAUACAUGACCUUAAAUGGUGAUUUCUCAGUGGAUCUGUUUGGCAUGUUAUUGUAGGUGAGCUAUCUUGGGGUACAUCAAAGUUCACAUUGCCUUUGAAUUGUCUUGAGGGUGCAGAAGUAAAAGAAGAAAAGAGAGAGCUUUGAUUACUUCAAAAGUAAUGGUGGAAGUUUGGUGGUCCCUUCUGGGAGCUGCUAUUCCGGCUCUUGUUGCAGGGCAAGCUUUUAGAAUGAAGAGAUGGCGUGCUGAAGAGCAAAGAACAAAGGGUGCUCAACGAAGAGAGAAGACUUCUGAUGAUAUCUUUGUCUGUGAGAGGGUAUGCACAUCUAAGAGAAUGCUCAAGAAGGUCGGGGCAUUCUCCAAAGACCCCAUUCCUGAUACUUGUGUUACCGUUUGCGGUGUCUCUGAGAUCGAUGCAUGCUCAGAUGCCUGCGCCCGGGCUGUCUGCGUGAACCAGCAUCAAGUACCCAACUGGAACGACGUCUGCCUUCGAAGAUGCCAAAGCGAAUGCCUUAAACUGUCUGCAUCAUCUCGUUCGACGUAGUGCAUAUUUUUGCAUGUGCAAAUCCAAACUGUAGUCUUGUACAACAUGCGGUUUAGGCUGAGCACAAUUGUGGUUAUCCCUUCAAAUUUAGGCUUUAGCAUGGUGCAAUGGGAUUCAGAUGAGAGAGAGGGGUUUGUAUCCCUUUCCUUGUGGUGUAACUUGUCUUUUUUCUGCAUUAUUAUUGCAGAGUAAUGUCUACAUUUUGCCUAAUUAGAACUAAUUGUGAGAUGAGGAGGCAAAACAAACAACAUUACUCAUCUGCAUUAUUUUGAAUCUUUUCAAGGACAAUGGCGGUGGUUUUUCUUUGAUUAUUUAGAUUCACCUCUUAAGUUUGUAAAGAUAAUCAUUAAAAUCUCUACUUUGAUUCUAGCUACGCUAGCUGUA